This is a messenger RNA of Microbotryum saponariae, 1967 nucleotides long. NCBI's taxonomy places the organism in Eukaryota, Fungi, Basidiomycota, Microbotryomycetes, Microbotryales, Microbotryaceae. The record is from the annotation of a GenBank genome assembly.
AUGGCACAACCACGCCGGAGACACCGAACAUCGGAUGCGACCCAUCCCGCUUCCCAAGCCUUCGACCUAAGGAACUUGGAAUCGUUACUUCGGACGCGUACGACCCGACGACAAUGGUUCAUCGCAGCUGUGACCUCCCUCGUUGUGGUCGCUCUCUAUCGGAGUGGAUCUUCAACAAGAAAACACCACCGAUUCCUCAAGUACGAUCGGGAUAGAGGAGCGGAGAGGCCGACGUUCGCUGCGUUGCCUGAGUUGAGCGACAGGAGGAGGCUGUGGCCACCAGACCUGAGUAGGUCUUUGCUUUCCGCGCGGGAAUGAGGUGUACUUGAUCUGCAUACGUUAUCAGGCAUUGCAUUUUACUGCGAUGGCAAUCCAUCGUACGGCACGUGACCGGUCGAGUUGGUCGAUUCUCGCUGCGGAGUGCCACUCGCACUCUGAUCCUCCCCCGACCUCUGCACCCGGCAUCGCUGAAACAUGUCCACAAAUGCCGAAGCACACAUAACUGACGCCUUUCAUCUUCUUCGAUUGGAUCCAGAUGGCCCCAUUUGUCAACCCAAGAUCUACGUAAGCACUCCUUCGUCUUUUUCCCCACAUCUGCCCCCACACGUGAAUCCUGAUACUACCAUACUCGACCCCUGCAACGACAGGUUUACGACCUCCCUGCCGCACUCGUCCUACCCGAAGCGACGAUUUCUCAAUGCCGCUGGUCGGCGUACAACUCGGAGCUAGCCCUCCAUUCCCUCCUCACUUCUCCGGACGGUCCAGCCUACCCCCGCUCACUCCUCACCACGGACCCAGCCUCAGCGGACCUCUUCUUAAUCCCCAUGUUUCCGGCGUGUUACCUCUUCGAUUGUUGGGUCAAAGCGGGUUGGAUCAAGACGGAACGGUGCGACGUCGAUGCAUCUUACAUUCAACCAAUCAUGGACUACAUCUUCACCUCACCCGAGACGAGCGAAUACUGGCAGCGUAGUGAUGGCGAGGAUCACCUCAUUUUCCAUCCUAUGGAUCACGGAGAUGGGUACUACACCGAGAAGUCUCGUGCGGCAAUGAACUCGAGUAAUUACCUCGUCACUGUGGGCGAUCUUCGACCCCCUCCUUACUCGAAGCAUUUCAGACGGUACAAGGAUCUCGUCAUCCCUUCUUCGACGCAUCUGCUCAAUUCGUACUACCUCAACCCAAUGGACUACCUCGACGAGUCAGGAAACCCUUUGUCGACGCCGAGGGAAGCUACUGAUCCCAAGAAACCGACCCCACCUCGAACUCGGGCAGAGAUCUUUGUCCCCUCCGCUCUCGCUCCCGCUUCAGGCUUCAUCUCUCGCUUCUUCUCGUCCUCCUCCUUCAAACAAGCCAAAAUCGCAGCCUUCUCACGCUCUCAUCGUCCCACCACAGCGAUCUUCCGAGGUGGAGUAGGCGAAGCAAAAGAUGGGGAGUCGUAUGCUUUGGGUAUCCGCUCCCUCUUCUUCCCUUCCGAUGGGGAUCCCACAACCCCUCCCUUUUCCUCCUCGAUCCAUGCCGGUUUCUCCUCCCUCCCGGACUACGACCUCGCUCUCCAAUCCGAGAACCACGAUUACGCCCUCGCAUUAUCCCGGGCUAAAUUCGGCCUAGCCCCACCCGGUUACACCUUGGACACGACGAGGAUUUACGAAUACCUCGCUUUCGGCGUCGUCCCCGUCUUCAUUGGGACGGGACAGAUCGCGGGUCAAGUCCUUCCGUUCCAGAACGAUGUAGAUUGGUCAUCGUUCUCGAUUGAGAUCCCGAGGGAUCAAGCGCAUCGAGUCCCGGAGAUCUUGCAAGGUAUUCUGGACGAUGGAAGGAGGUACGAGGAAUUGAGGGAGAAGGUUUGGCAAGUGGGGAGGUUGCUCGUGCUUGAGCAGGGGCAAGGGAACGUUUGGAAGUGGUUGGCGAGGGAUUUGUGCAGGCUUAGACGGAUCGGUACAGGCGCGGGCCCUGAGAUCGCCAACAAUUGA